AUGUGUCUCUUUUCAUGUUCCCAAACAUGCGUCUCUUUUCAUGUUCCCAAACAUGCGUCUCUUUUCAUGUUCCCAAACAUGCGUCUCUUUUCAUGUUCCCAAACAUGCAUGUUCCCAAACAUGCGUCUCUUUUUCAUGUUCCCAAACAUGCGCCUCUUUUCAUGUUCCCAAACAUGCAUGUUCCCAAACAUGCGUCUCUUUUCAUGUUCCCAAACAUGCGUCUCUUUUCAUGUUCCCAAACAUGCGUCUCUUUUCAUGUUCCCAAACAUGCGUCUCUUUUCAUGUUCCCAAACAUGCGUCUCUUUUCAUGUUCCCAAACAUCUUUUUCAUGUUCCCAAACAUGCCUCUUUUCAUGUUCCCAAACAUGCGCCUCUUUUCAUGUUCCCAAACAUGCGCCUCUUUUCAUGUUCCCAAACAUUUUUCAUGUUCCCAAACAUGCGUCUUUUCAUGUUCCCAAACAUGCGUCUCUUUUUCAUGUUCCCAAACAUCUUUUUCAUGUUCCCAAACAUGCGCCUCUUUCAUGUUCCCAAACAUGCUUUUCAUGUUCCCAAACAUCAUGUUCCCAAACAUGCCCCUUUUCAUGUUCCCAAACAUGCAUGUUCCCAAACGCAUGCUCUUUUCAUGUUCCCAAACAUGUUCAUGUUCCCAAACAUGCGCCUCUUUUCAUGUUCCCAAACGCAUGCCUCUUUUCAUGUUCCCAAACAUCUUUUCAUGUUCCCAAACGUCCUUUUCAUGUUCCCAAACGUCUUUUUUCAUGUUCCCAAACAUGCCUCUUUUUCAUGUUCCCAAACGUAUGCCCUCUUCAUGUUUUCAUGUUCCCAAAUGUUCCCAAACGUGCUCUCUUUUCAUGUUCCCAAACGUCUUUUCAUGUUCCCAAACAUGUUCCCAAACGUAUGCCUCUUUUCAUGUUCCCAAACGUGCGCCUCUUUUUCUUCCCCAUCCCAAACGCAAACCUCUCAUUUCCCAAACGUCAUGUUCCCAAACAUGUUCCCCAAACGUCUCCUCUUUCAUGUUCCCAAACAUGUUCCCAAACGUGCGCUCUUUUUCAUGUUCCCAAACGCAUGCCUCUUUUCAUGUUCCCAAAACAUGUUCCCAAACGUCUCUUUCAUGUUCCCAAACGCGCGCUCUUUUCAUGUUCCCAAACGUAUGCUUUUCAUGUUCCCAAACCUCGUUUUCAUGUUCCCAAACGUCUCUUUUCAUGUUCCCAAACAUGCCUCUUUUCAUGUUCCCAAACAUGCGCCCUCUUUUCAUGUUCCCAAACAUGCGCCUUUUCCCAAACAUCCCUUUUCAUGUUCCCAAACAUGCUCAUGUUCCCAAACAUGCGCCUUUUCAUGUUCCCAAACAUGUUCCCAAACAUGCGUCUCUUUUCAUGUUCCAAAUAGAAUUUUCAUGUUCCCAAACAUGCCUCUUUCAUGUUCCCAAACAUGCCUCUUUUUCAUGUUCCCAAACAUUUUUUCAUGUUCCCAAACAUGCAUGUUCCCAAACAUAUGUUCCCAAACAUUUUUUCAUUUCCCAAACAUGAUGUUCCCAAACAUUUUUCAUGUUCCCAAACAUUCUUUUCAUGUUCCCAAACAUGCGUCUUUUUCAUGUUCCCAAACAUAUAAACAUCUAUUUCAUGUUCCCAAACAUGCGUCUCUUUUCAUGUUCCCAAACAUGCGUCUCUAA
Molecule: messenger RNA, 1665 nt
Organism: Acanthosepion pharaonis
Lineage: Eukaryota; Metazoa; Mollusca; Cephalopoda; Sepiida; Sepiidae
Source: the annotation of a GenBank genome assembly